Molecule: messenger RNA, 2487 nt
Organism: Bemisia tabaci
Lineage: Eukaryota; Metazoa; Arthropoda; Insecta; Hemiptera; Aleyrodidae
Source: RefSeq, a predicted model, not a curated record
UGACCCGCGGACCACGUGGUUCGCGGCGCUAGUGUUUAUCGUGACGUCGUCCCGCCAACACGUACCGCGCGCAGCGGCGCACCCGAAACCGAAAGUCUCAAGCCCGAUCAGUUACAGUGUCGAUUUUUUCAAAUUUGACGUUUUGACUGUGUAAGUUGGUUUUUCCUUAUCGGUUGGAUUAGUCGGAAAUCUUGCAGGAUUUUAUCGUUGAAGGAUUUUCGAGCUCCCUAGCUUCGAAAUUUCGUUCUUGUCAUGGAUUAGUCGGAGUGCCAAUUUUUGGAAGUUGCAAUUUCACGCGAAGUUUUGACUACAAAAAAUGUUUUCUCUUUUUCUCUGCCGGUUAAUGAAAUACGCGAAUUUGCGGGAAACGCGUUUUCUCCGCGAUGAAGCGCUUGUGGUGAAUGUAGCGCUCCGCCUAAAUUGUGGAAUUUUCACUUAUUAUUUGGAUUAAUUUUUCAAGGUAGUUUGUUGCCUUGCUCAUCAAAUCUGCUCAACUUUAAAAAAUCGUUGCCAUCUUACGUGCCAUCACGCCGAUCACCGCAUUGACAUACGCUGAUUUUUGCAACCGAUGUUUCGUUGAUUUUUACCUGCUAUUUCGAGAGAUAAUAUACAUUACUACUGAAUUUAUGCUUACUUUUGAAAGUUUUCUUUCAUUGUAACAGUCGAUUUUUUCAUGAUAUUAAAGUUGGAUCGUUCCGAAAAUUUUCCGUCCGAAGUUUUUAAGCUCGGCUGAAGUGCGGAUAAACGGAUUGCUCAGUAAUGUUUGAUCGGUAUGCAGUCAAAAUUUGUUUGUGUUAAGUGACAGAAGCCGCGUCGACAAAGUUCAAGUAUGGAUCAGCUUUGUCGGCCCAAAAUUGUUUACCUGCAAGUUGCAACGGAGGACAUUCCACCCGGUUUAAUCGAUCGCUUUGUUAUUGUUCAGCGCGCGGUGUGAAUGACUCGCAAAAUUACAAAAUCAAAAUUAACCUUGUGCCAUGUCGACAAAAUAAUUUUACCGCGAAUUUUCGCCGAGUAAAAGUUCAAAUUCUACAGUUGCCAUGAUAUAAAUCAAAAUUUUGCUCUUAUUGUAACUUAACUUUCACGUUAAAAUACUGCGGCAUCCUGUCUUACGAAAUCAAAAUUUUGUGAUCCAUUGUGUUGAACAUUUGAUCGUUUCGUAACUUUACCUAUUUAUGUGUUCAAUUUUAAACGGUAGUAGAGGGAUGGUCGCCUCGCGUGUUGAGAAGAUGUCCCGUUAAAGAUGGAGCCGUGGAAAGUCACCGGCGCGUAGUGUGUUUUUUCAUGGUGUGGGUGUGAGUGUUUGGGGUCGCAAUCGACACCUGGUGUCAGGUCUCCGCGAGUCCUUCGCUGCCACUUUCAUCCUCCGUUUCAAUGCAAAAAGUACGCAACUAUGAACCUACUCAAUCGUGGAGGGACAGACAAAUUCCAACCGUUAUUGAGUCAGUUCUUUCCCGCUCCUAACAGUAUGGCCAAUAAGGAGGUGAACGAUACCUGUGGCUCCUCAAAUUGCAGUUUAGUGACUGCAGCUGCAUUAACGGGGACGACUGUCUCCAAUCUCCUAGUAAAAAACAAGUCUUUAGCAUCGUACAGCCAUGGAGCCUUGGGAAUAGAAAAAGUAUUAAAAGUACUUAAAGAAGCAGGAUUCACCAACGCCCGUUUAGUUUUCGAGGGGGAAACAAAAAGUCUCAACAUAUUCUUAUAUUUCAACUUCCCCCGCGGGGCGACCCAAGAGUUCGCCCUAGCAUAUACCUUCUCCGGUACGACAUCAGGGCAUGUCGUUCAUGCCAAAAUCUCAAAAACGAACGACGGUGAAGUUCACGUAUUCGUUACUGAUUUUCAGCAACCUUUGCAUUCUGCAGAGCGCAACAAAAGAGAAAUACCAAGGGAUGCUUUUUUAACGUAUCUGAUUGCUCCAGGAAGAGUUUUUACUCUAUUCUACAUGGAUCUGAUGGUCCUUUUAAUAGCCAUCCUGGUUUUAGUAGCCAUAAUCUAUUUACUACUUGCACCGGCGAUGAGUAUUUUGAUUCGCAUGUUUGAAAGACUUAAAAUUUGAAAGUGCCCAGUCAUUUUAAUAUCUUUUCACAGUUUCACAUAGAUUAUUUCAUUCAUCACUUUUCUUCUGUUAUCUUCAAACAAUCUUCGCACGUCCAUCCCUAAAUUUUGUUCUCUUUUAAUCUUUCCUAAAUAACCUCCAUCAUCCAUGUCUUUUCGACGACCUCCCUAUUUUUCAAUGAUCUGAUUUGCUUCAUCUUUUGAAAUCAUUGAUUUUUUUUUUUUUUUUUUUUUUUUUUUUUUUUUUUUUUUUUGAUUUUUUUUAAUACAAAAAUAAAAAAGAACAAAUAUAACUUCUCCGAAAUUUCAAUUUUUCUUCUCACAUGGAGGGAGGAGCGUAGUUCAAACUUAAUUUGUGCGGCCCCCGUGUGGGAACAAGGCCAGGAAUCCAUUAUUGUACUUCGUUCAAUACACUCUUCCGUUUCAGGCCUAAAA